AUCCGUGGUAUGAUUUUGCAGGCCAAGGAACAACUCACAGGUCAUCCAAAACAACCCAAAAAGCCACUUAUCCGUCUUCGAGUUGUAUAUACAGAUGAGUCUCAGAUGUUCAACACAGCCAGAUUUGCCACAAGUUUACAGAAGAUGUUGCAAAUCCCAAUGAAAUGAUCUUAUUCAAAAAAGAACGUAAAAGAAAAAAGAAAAAUGAGACUGGUAUUGAUAAGGAGGCCAUGGAUGCAGUUUUUGCUGGUGAAGAUGUUGCAGAGACAAGAGUGGAGGAUCUUGUGGAGCAAUAUUUUUCAGAGCUGCAGGAUUACACACAGAAGCUAUUCUUACUCUCGGAGCGAGGUUUAGCAAAGGGGGUAAACACCUUUGUCGAGAAAGAUGACAGAGAUGCCAUCAGCACUGUUUUUCAGCAUCAAGUUAAGAAGACUGUGGACCACAUUUUAUCCGGAGAUGGAGAUAUUGAUGAGGAAAAUAUUUUGGAUGCAAUUAUCACCUAUCGAGAAGAAAGACUUACAAAGAAUAAUCCGCAGUUGGAGGAACAAGAGGCACAAGCAGCCUUAAGUAGUACAACAAGAGAGAGAAGAAGAGUUAGUGAUGAUGAUGAUGCGAUAUGGAUGACAUUGAUGUGGAUGACCUCAGCCCUCCGCCAGCUAGGUAAUGUAGUGUAUCAGAAUCUGCAGCUGUUUUCCUUUUCAGAGAAGAGGAUCGCGAGGAGGUCGUGGACGAGGCAUGAUGGUUCUCCUAAGGUAUCACAAUCUUACCAAGGGCACGAAGCUACACGAGGAGAGAAGCAGAAGGCAGCGACAAGAAAUCAAGUCAUGGAAUCAUUUUCUCGGGCCAGAACUGCUGCUUCAAGUCGUAAAGGAAUUGUCUAUGACAGUGAUGAUGAUUAG
Penaeus vannamei (Pacific white shrimp) is the source of this 899-nucleotide messenger RNA. The record is from RefSeq and is a predicted model, not a curated record. Lineage: Eukaryota; Metazoa; Arthropoda; Malacostraca; Decapoda; Penaeidae.